CUUAGGUUCUGAUUGCGAAUAAAGUCUUUAGGAGUAAGUUUUGAGAUUUCAUUAUGGCGACCAGGCUACAGUUUGAGAACUCAUGCGAUAUGGGUGUAUUUUCUAAGCUCACCAACGCCUACUGUUUGGUUGCUAUUGGUGGUUUUGAGAAUUUCUACAGUGCAUUUGAGACUGAGUUAGCAGAUACAAUCCCUGUGGUUAAGACCUCCAUUGGCAGCACUCGCAUUAUUGGACGCUUUUGUGCAGGAAAUAAAAAUGGGCUUCUCUUGCCCCACACCACCAUUGACCAAGCAAAGAUUGCCAUUUAUUUCAGCUAUGACAUCAAGUCAAUCAUUAUCAUUUAUAGUGGAUGCAUUUCAAAUGGAAGCACCAACUUGUUGGUAUGGUUUGAAAGCAAUACUAAAGACCUCCCAAACUAACAACAACCCAAGAAGAAAAUUUUAUGCUUGCUCGAAGUAUAAAAUGGGAGAAUCAAGUUGUCAAUUCUUCAUAUGGAUCGAUAUACUUCAGCUGAUAGAGGAGAAAUUUAUAACAAGAGAGAAUGCAGUCCGACAUAGAGAGGAUGAUUUACUGUUGCGCGAGUAUGAGGUGUUGAGAAAAGAAGAUAAACUAAUACAAAGAGAGAAUGAUUUGAACAUCCAAGAGGAGGAAGUUCGAAGGCGGGUCGUAGAGAAUAGAUGUGGUCGUAUAUUAUUGUGUCUGUAUUGGAUUUGUUCUAUUGUAAUAGUUUUUGGUUUGUUUGGAUGAUAGAUGUAUCGACCAUUAUUGUAAUUGCAGAAUUUUCUAUAAAUAUUUUGUA
This is a messenger RNA of Juglans regia (Persian walnut), 799 nucleotides long. Its product is annotated as eukaryotic translation initiation factor 6-2-like. Gene Ontology annotation, biological process: cytosolic ribosome assembly; maturation of 5.8S rRNA; ribosomal subunit export from nucleus. The transcript has 6 exons. Gene Ontology annotation, cellular component: nucleolus; cytosol; preribosome, large subunit precursor. Gene Ontology annotation, molecular function: zinc ion binding; ribosomal large subunit binding. Bases 54 to 419 code for a protein of 121 amino acids. Lineage: Eukaryota; Viridiplantae; Streptophyta; Magnoliopsida; Fagales; Juglandaceae. The record is from RefSeq and is a predicted model, not a curated record.